Molecule: messenger RNA, 5226 nt
Organism: Amoebophrya sp. A25
Lineage: Eukaryota; Dinophyceae; Syndiniales; Amoebophryaceae
Source: the annotation of a GenBank genome assembly
CUCAAGGGCCUUAUCGACUCCAUUCCCACCUGGGGGGAGGUUAAGGAGAAGCAAGCCUCGAUGAAAAUGGAGGAACUCUUCCAGGAUGAACUGCGAAGGCGGCAAGUGAGCAACGUUAAGACACUCAUGCAUUGAUUAGAUCAAGAGAACAUGAAUACUUACGAGUGCGUUACUUGUUCAUUACAUGGAUGUUGAUUCACCCGAAUAAUUAGUGUACCGAUACGAAUUUGGAAAAGAAAAAUUUUUUUGGAAUUUUUUUUUGGAAGCAGUGAGACUCUUGAAUGAAACAAUGUCCUUUCUUCUAGGUACUAGAGGAGGUUUGCAUCAUGUAUAAACAAGAAAUCGUUACUGAAGUGAAUUCUAGGUAACGUUUUGGACGAGCAAAAUUGGCAUACUUGCAUCUUUCUCUCACUCGCUCUGGAUCAUUUGUAAUAAUGGCUUUGAUGUUGUUGGGCGUUUUCUCUAAUAUAACGCUGGUUCAAUUGCACCGCCGCCUGCUGAUCUACGCUGUCCAGAAAGCCUAUGUGCCAGGUGGGCAAGAAGACACCGAGGCCUCUGGAGAACUGCCUUUGGAUCACGAUGCUCAUGUAGAAGCGGAAUCGGAGACGGAGGUCAGCCUCAGUCAGGUGCAUCAGCGAGCAAAGAAGUUUUACCUCGAGCGCCGAUUGCCUCUUCUACGGGUAUCUUCUUUCGACAGCAGCAGCUGCUCUGCCCUGAUGUCAGGAGAGCACCAUAUGUCAGGAAGAACACAAGGGCAGUUGUUCACUGAUAGUUACCGAAAAGAGCUGGCACGCAGUCUGGAUGAAGAAUUUGAGCUUGCGAAAAGCAGCUUGCGUUUCAGAGGAGAUCCACCCGAGCCAGUUGUAGCAGCACAAGCGUGCAGUAGCGACAAAAGCGACGCUGCCUCCAAGAGUACCUCUUUACUUCAAAGAUGCAGAAAACGUCGGGUACUUGAAGAGGAACCUGUGGAGCCUGAAACACCACUUCUAGAUCACCAGCUGCACUACCACCUGCUCACAAAGUUCCUGAAAUUAUUAGGAGACGACGGAAAGGAGCAAUCUACAACUUGUUGCGCAGCAAAAAUCGAUCAACAGCCUGCACAUCAUGAUUUAAAUGAGGCAUGUCGAACAGCAAAUCAAACUUCGCAUGGGACGGGUCUUCAUGAUGGACCUAUGCAAGAGGGCGCUCCAGGGCUUGCACAGGCUUCGUCUACCACCGUACAGGAAUUUUGCAUGGCGCGAGAUGACACGGACAGCGAAAUCGGUGAAGAUGAAGCGGGUGAAGAUAUGCAUUCUGACGUUCCAGCUCCCUCUAAUUCAUCUGACGCAGGGCGGAAGGAUGUUCGUCUCUUACGUACGUCCGCGUCAUCGGAGGCUGAUCGUAGCAGUAAUGAUUUAUGGCUAAUAAUGUAACAAAUUCAUCUUCAUCAGAGACAUCUUCUUUAGGGUUUUCUCCACUGUAGGAGGCACAGACAUGAUGGCGAAGAUCGGAUUGAGGCAUCCUGGCCGACUAUCCUAUCCUAUCCUGUCCCAUCCCAUCCUAUCCUAUCCUAUCCUAAAGAUGACAGUCAAGAUGAAUUUCGGUUGCAAGGUCUAAAGCUUACGGCGGGUUCGAAAGAAGAAUACGAUGAAGAUUGGAACACCCAAGUGAAAAUGAAAGAAAUGUUGUCAGGACUCGUGAGCGCUCCAAACUUCAGCUUCCCAGUCGAAGAGGAGGACCGUAAGCAAGCUCUCGAACUCGCGAAAAAGAAGCAGGAGAAGAAACUCCUUGCCGAAGCUGCGGCGAAGCUCGUCGAGCAAAGAGAAGAAGCGGUGCCCACGGUCACCAGAGGUCGUUUACCUUGUAGUGGAAGGGUCGUGGCCCCAAAAUGCGUAUGCGCGUUGGCCGUUGCGCUAGUGGCGAUGGGCUGCAACUACGCAGGACCAGGUACGAAAUUCUGGCCAGGACUAAUCGGGGAAUGGGGAUGCAAGGAGUGGGCGGAGCCACCAUUAUACGGUGGCGAGGCCGCCACGACCAUCCCUCCUCCGAUGCCAAAUGCCAGUCUAACGAACUACUCGAUUAUGAACUCUACCAAGUUUUUCUUCCUAGUAUUUCAAUGGUGGUCGUCCCUUAUUCGGGUAAAUUCUACAGUCUGGGUAAAGUUUGAAUACUACUUAAGUCAUGCAUAGAUGCAAUAGGUAGAAGAAGUCGUAUUAUUAUGUCUUUUGUGCUAGUUCUAGUCUUUUGUGAAAAGAGCGUCUACUUUCUACAGUCCUGCUUGGUCUUUCUGAUCAAUGGGCCGACAACUUACAAGAUUCAUUAGGAUAGAAUUUUUCUAAAUACGUAGUGCAACGGUAGGUACUGCAUGACUGGAAGUCUGGGUUCUUGUAGCAGAUAGCUCUAAAGCUUUACAGCAGCCAGGAGAGAGUUGCAGCAUGUUGCUAGAGCCGUCUAUAUCUACGGAGCUGUCCUCGCUUCUGUCCACCUGGAGUGAUGUCCUUCCAUUGAGCACGGAAAGGAUGGCAAAUACGACAACCUGCAUGGAGAAUGAGGCGUGUCGUUUUCAAAUCCGAAAUCUCUGCCACCAACACGCCGUGCAGACCUAUAAAGACAACAAUAACUGUUUCCGAGCAGACGACGAAGGCGCGGAACAGCGAUCACAUUUGCGAUCAUUAUGGCCAACUACACUUUGUUACUGACACAAUGAAUGCAUGGCGGAAUGAAUGAAGUUGUAAUUCAACAUGAACGUACGUCACACUUUUGUAGAAGACUGUCAGAUGUUGUAGUAAUACUACGUGCAAGACCUUCUCGCGAUGUGACGAUCAGGUAAAUGAGCGGCUAGACAAGAUGUCCUUGUGAGGAUAGGAAGUUGUAAGGACUUAAUUGGUUUUGUGAUGCUUGUACUCGUGCUCGUGGUAGGGAGAAGGUACAACUCUAAGACCCUACGAGCGCAGUUCGGAUGCAGAGAGAAGCGCGCAUGUACAGUAUUUGUCGACGGCGCCUUCGCGCAAUAAGUGGUACCGGGAGCUUGUGCUUGGGCUCGGUUUUAAGCUGCGUCAGUGUGCACAGAACAUCCACUGCUUAUGGGUAAAAGCCAUCUUCUCAGCAGCAUGCUGAUCCUUCGUUUCUUCGUCCACUUAUAUUUCACUGAAGCUGAACGAGUUCUUGUUAGUUAGAAUUGUUGUCAGCAGAGGUACGACCACCUGCUCAGUAGUUAGAUAGAGGGAAACGAGGUCCAGCAUCAUUUGAGGGAAAGGAAUGCCAUUGCGGUAUAGCUCUAAAGUGAAAAGAUGCGGAGAAGCUGAUGGCGACCCUGUGGGGUCGGCUGGAAAAGUGGGAGACGCAUCUCAAGACAGAAGCCGAUAAGGCCUUACAAUCAGCACAAGAGGUCCAGAGCAGGAGUGAAGAUGGACGAGAGGCAGAUCGGGAUCCGACCGGUGAAGACUGGGCGCUCCAGGAUUACGGCUUUUUUUCAACUUAACUCAAAUUUUCUUGUCUGUCUUAUCCCAACAGUAGUUUCGUAACCCCUAAAGCUGAUUCUGAGACCAUGACUAUGAAAGUUGUUGUCUAUGAUCAACUCUGAAGAGACUUAAUUCUCGUUUCCACCUGAUGGAUCGAGGAAAACAUCUUUCUAGGAUUCUGAUAUAUGGCGAUGCCAUUAUACAAUCAAUAAAUCUACUAAUAGUAACUAUUUCUUUUUUUAUUUCUGUGAAUACCUUUUCCUGCUCCCCCCUCUAAGAUUCAGGAGAAGUCGAGGAAGAUGCAAUAUUAGUUGACAGACAAACCGGCGCAUGGAGUACGGCAGCUGUACUAUUCAGCGCCAUAGCUUUCCUGAAUCAGAACGGUGUUACGAUUACCCAUCGCUAAGGAGAACAAAAUCCGACAUCACGGUUGUUAGAAGCGGGAGUUGGCUCGAGAUGAUGAAGUGAGGUGUUUGUUUGCCUUCAAAAAUAGCAAACGUCACAGCAUGCAGUAGAAAAACGAGCAACUUCUAUCGACAUCGACGAUGAAGAGCGCAAGAAAAUCAGGAACGCGGGAAAAACAAAUCAGGAAGCAGAUAGGAACUGUGGGCUGAGAAUCCUCGCUCACCGAUUACAUGUGCUAUCGCAUUAGGACUCGCAUCUAGAUACUCGAGAACACAGCUUAUGUACUUAAAUGCAGGAUCUUUCUACAACAUCAACUUUCUCAGUCUGCCUACUUACCUGGUGGUUGCAUAUUGAGGAUUUGCAAUCGUCGUAUUACAUCACGCAAUGGGUCCUGAUUCGCAAAAUGAAAGAAUAUCAUAGAACACUCCUCUCAAAAUAUAAGGAUAGAAUAUGGAUAUAUAUGAUAACUUGUUCUCCCAGUAUUCUAGAUCUAGAUAUUGCCAGUCCCACAUAAUAGAUCGAGUGUGCAAGUGCGCCACUAAGUAGCCAUCAACAGGUAGUCCUCUUUUAUCAUACGAAGUUGAGAAUAAUAGGAAGGACACGCUUUUACUUUUAGCAACCACAACAGGAUGAUGUGCUCGAAGAACGACAGUGAAUGUGGAAAAUGUGAAUCGAAAAAAAUUCAGAUGUUACAUAAUAAGUGGUAGCUAGUAAAAAUAUGAGAACUCUGUCGCUAACAGUCAGUUUCCUUCUGAUAGUGAGACACAUCUUCAUAUGUCGCUCGUCUUGGAUCGUUUUUCUACCUUAUGGAUAUUUUAGACAAGUAUUGAUAGUACAACACAUGUCAAAUUUGAUAACCUUCUUUUUGUUUAUAAAUCAAUGAAUUGUAUCGUGCCGCCGGUAGACUAGGAGUACUACUCGGGAUCGAUGACAAUGAAUCAAUCAUGAAAAUAUUACGGUAGUGAUUUCUGUGUUUCUCAUCCUCUGAGUUUAGCCUGUGUGCAGUACCUCCUCAUAGUGUCAUCACAUGACAUCGUUAGUACAUACAUAUUCAAAGUCAUUGGUAAAAGCUUUCUACUCAAGAACUUUCCAUCUAUUUGUUUUUUCCAGUUUCUGAUUUCGUCAUCCUCUAUACGCUAAUAGAUUUGCGGUGGCGCUAGUAGUAAAAACGGCAUAAUCAUGACUGCUGGCAAAGCAUGUAUUCAUUGAGAGUUCUAUUCUGCCUUCCUAUUGUCGAAUGAUUUUGAAGACCACAUUGAUUGUCUGGAACUUUCCAUAGUUUUCUUGCGGGAAGUUCACUGAAAAUCAAUUACCGCAAGCGCAAUGAAAGAUCGUGAACACGCACUUCUCACAAGUAUCCGAUGAAAAAAAGCUGCAGCAG